This is a messenger RNA of Papaver somniferum (opium poppy), 1341 nucleotides long. RefSeq lists its product as uncharacterized. Gene Ontology annotation, molecular function: RNA-DNA hybrid ribonuclease activity; nucleic acid binding. NCBI's taxonomy places the organism in Eukaryota, Viridiplantae, Streptophyta, Magnoliopsida, Ranunculales, Papaveraceae. The record is from RefSeq and is a predicted model, not a curated record. The transcript is spliced from 5 exons. Bases 1 to 1341 code for a protein of 446 amino acids.
AUGGUAGAGAAAAAAUUUGCCAAAUGGGUGCAUACAACAUUGGAGGUAUAUGUGGACGACAUGCUCGUGAAAAGUAAGGACUCAGGGGAUCACGUGGAAGAUUUAAAGGAAAUAUUUGAGCAAAUGAAGAAGUACGAAAUGAAGAUAAAUCCGGCGAAAUGCAUUUUUGGAGUUGAGUCAGCGAAGUUCUUGGGCCAUAUAGUUUCGAGGAAAGGAAUAGAGGUAGACCCAGCUAAAGUACAAGCCAUACUAGAAAUGUCGUCACCUGCCACUGGUGCAAAAUUUUCUUGGACACAAGAAUGUGAGAAAGCGCUGCAAAACAUCAAAGAGUACUGGAUCAAUUUGUCAAUACUACAAAAGCCAGAACCAGGGGAAGAAUUACUUAUUUGUCUAGCAGCAACACCAAAUGCCCUUAGUGCAGUACUACUUCGAACGGAUGAAGGGGUGGAGAAGCCGAUAUUUUACGUAAGCAAAACGUUAAACUCAGCAGAAAGGAACUACCCUAAGAUUGAAAAACUAAUACUAGCACUGACUUCCACGAAGUCACACAUCAUUGUAGAAUUCCUAGCUGAAUUCCCGUCAGCAGAAGAUGAAGGGGUAAAGGAGAUGAUGGAUGUAGAUGAAGGACGCCUGGACCCAAUGGAUCUACUACAAGAAAUCCAUCCUCGAAGAUGGGAGAUAUUCGUUGAUGGGUCUUCAAACAGCUCCGGAGGAGCCAAAUAUGAAGCAAUAGUACAAGCUUUAAGGAUUGCGAUCGAAAUGGGAUUGGACGACGUAAGAAUUACCAGCGAUUCACAGCUAGUAGUUCGCCAAAUUGAGUGGAGGUAUAACGCGGUUUAUCCGGUGAUGCAAAAGUACUUACAACUCGUGAAGGAGUAUUCUGCCGAGAUACGAAGCAUAAUUUGGAGGAACAUAGGCCGGGAUAAUAACAGACACGCAGAUGCUCUUGCCUUUAUAGCUUCAAUGAUUGAAGACCCGAAAAUUGGGCAUAUUCGGUUCGAACGGUUAAUGCAUCCAUCAGUAAGCAAGGAAGACAAGGAACUGAGGGUUAUGAUCGUUGAAGAAGGAGAUAUGGAGGUAGAUGACAACGAUUGGCGAGCCCCUAUCUACAACUAUUUGACGAAAGGAGAUCUCCCGCGAGAUAGACAAGAGGCAAAUAAGAUUAAGAGCAAAGACACGAAUUACGAGGCAGAAUGGGCUGGCAGACUGGAUAGAAUGGCUGACAUGCAGAAUGGGAUGGCAGACUGGAUGGAAUCUGGAUGGCAGCAUAUCUGGCAACAUGGCUGGAAGUUGUAUGGCAGCACCAUCGGCAACACGGCCUUGACACUGGCUGAUGGUUGA